CAUCAUCCAUGGGUACACGCCUUUGUUUUCCUGGCCAAUGAGAGUUGAAUGCGAUGUGAUUAGCACCUGAUUAGCACGACCCAGGCCAGGACAGAUUUUAAUGCUAGAAUUUUUUGGUUGUCUUGUUCAGUGAGCAGGGAGAGAAGAGGCAUAGGAUUGCAGAAUAUUAAGAGGAUAACUCCACUCCACUUCAUCUCCAUGGAUCUCUCACUUUCACCCUCUGUUUCUGACACUGUCUGUGUGCUCUGGGGCUGUGAGCUGAAUGACACCCAGAGAAAGGCAGUGUUUGAAAUAGCGGAGGAUUUGUUGGAGCAUCAGUUCUUUAUCCGAACGAUGUGUCUGAGUGCAGAGGCCAGUAAGGAGAUGCAUGUGGUGGAGGUACAGGACAGAGUUGGGGAAUGCUGCAAGCCAGUGCCCAUUGCCACACUUCACCCUAUGUGCCAACCUAUGGUCAGUUUCAGUGGGUUUGAGCUCAUCCCACCUGUCAUCUUCAACCUUCGCUCUGGGCAGGGCCCCCUCUUCAUUUCUGGACAGCAUUUGACAUUGGUCUAUGAUGAUGAUGAGGAGGAGGAGGAGAAGGAGGAGGUCUUCUCAUCAACACCCCCACUUGACACCCAACAGCAGGACAAUGGAACCCUUGUGGACACUUCAUCUAAUGAGUUCUAUAUAUUAUUGACUGUGACAUCAUUAUGUGUAUCUGAGAUUAUUGUCUCAAAAGUAUGGGGUGGGUUGGUUCAGUUUUCAGUUAAUAUGGUGUAAUCUUCAAGACUGCAAUUCUAUAG
This is a messenger RNA of Oncorhynchus kisutch (coho salmon), 782 nucleotides long. RefSeq names its product nucleoplasmin-like. The coding region runs from base 199 to 759 and encodes 186 amino acids. The record is from RefSeq and is a predicted model, not a curated record. Gene Ontology annotation, molecular function: histone binding; chromatin binding; RNA binding. Lineage: Eukaryota; Metazoa; Chordata; Actinopteri; Salmoniformes; Salmonidae. Gene Ontology annotation, biological process: chromatin remodeling. Gene Ontology annotation, cellular component: nucleoplasm; nucleolus; cytoplasm. The transcript is spliced from 6 exons.